Molecule: messenger RNA, 1176 nt
Organism: Cucurbitaria berberidis CBS 394.84
Lineage: Eukaryota; Fungi; Ascomycota; Dothideomycetes; Pleosporales; Cucurbitariaceae
Product: Nucleotidylyl transferase
Exons: 2
Coding region: 1-1176 (391 amino acids)
Biological process (GO): pantothenate biosynthetic process
Molecular function (GO): pantoate-beta-alanine ligase activity
Source: RefSeq, a predicted model, not a curated record
AUGGCUCGCGCCUCCUCCGCAAUGUCACACCUCCGCUAUAUAACUAUACCUACAGCACGCUCAUGUUCACCCUCGAGUUGGGACUGCCUGCCCCGGCCCUCCUUGAAGAACAAUGGCAUCCGCUGCCUCUCGACAAGUUCACCAUUCCGCAGCCCAUCUGUGCCCGCUUCUGAGACGCACGUCUUCCACCAUGUAGCACCCCUGCGCGAGUUUCGGCGACAUCUCCUCCUCAACAAGCGCACAGUAGGCCUCGUACCCACUAUGGGUGCUCUCCACGAAGGACAUGUCUCGCUCGUCCGACACGCAGCAGCCGAGAACACGGACGUUUUCGUCACAAUCUACGUAAAUCCCACACAGUUCGGCUUGAACGAGGACCUGGCAUCAUAUCCGAAGACAUGGGAGUCGGACCUACAAAUACUGCAUGACAUAGACAAAGAGCUAGCGAGCGCAGGGCAGGGUCGAGUCACGGCGGUGUUUGCGCCAAAUACUAAGACAAUGUACCCCACACUGCCUCCAGACAGCGCUAUCCCGGGUGUGGGCAGCUUCAUUGAGAUGCGCCCGUUAGGUCAGCUUCUCGAGGGCGCAUCACGGCCUGUCUUUUUCCGUGGUGUAGCAACAGUAUGCAUGAAGUUAUUCAAUAUUUGCACGCCUGACCGCGCCUACUUUGGCCAGAAAGACAUUCAACAGACCUGCGUCAUCAGGCAACUGAUCAAGGACUUUCAUCUGGACAUGGACUUGCGCAUCAUCCCUACCUCGCGAGAACCAGACGGUCUGGCUCUUUCAUCUCGCAAUGUCUAUCUAGGUGCCCGUCGUCGUAAUGUUGGUAUUGUGCUUAACCAAGCACUCCGCAAAGCAGAAGCGCAGUACAAAGCUGGAAAGCGGCUGCGGGGUGAUAUCCUCUGGCCUGCAGUGGAUCACGGCGACAAGACAGUGCUCGAACAAGAUACUCUGGAACCGAGCAAGCGCGCAAAGUUCCAAAUCGAUUAUCUCAGCCUUGCCGAUCCGGACACAAUGGAAGAAGUCGAUCACGUCGAUGAGACAAGGGGCGCGAUCCUCAGUGGUGCAGUGAAGAUGCUGCCGGUAGAGGAGCCACAAGAGGGUGAAGAGCUGGGUGUUGGAGGUGGUCAGAUUCCUGUGCGUUUGAUUGAUAACAUUGUCUUAGAUCCAAUCAAAUAA